Molecule: messenger RNA, 816 nt
Organism: Cuscuta epithymum
Lineage: Eukaryota; Viridiplantae; Streptophyta; Magnoliopsida; Solanales; Convolvulaceae
Source: the annotation of a GenBank genome assembly
GGGCUUGGACAUUAGCCUAAAAAGUCCCGUGGUUUUCUCCCUUUCGGGUUUCCACGUAAAAACUGAGUGUUCAUACAUAUAUUUACUAUAUCGUGUUGGAUUAAACUCAACACUGGCGCCGUCUGUGGGAAUCUGUCCAAAAAGAUUCAUGUGUUUUACUGUUCUUGAGUUUCUACAAAAAAUUCAUACGGAUGAACUCAAUUCCAGUGAAAAAGAAGAAAAAAUUCAAGGAAAAAAGAUUCUGGAGAAGGAAGAAACGAAGGAGCUCCGGAUUCUGACAGUCACAAUCUGGAUUUUUCUUUCAGAUCUGUUUUCUGAGGUCGCCUGAGCCGCCGUCACCAUCCCCGCUGCGGUGGGCCUCCGGCGAAUUCAGCCGCAACAGAUGAAGAUGCUGCCGCAUCCCAGGUCUCAACAUCUCGGUCCAAGGAGAACUCCAUCGCAGCAGCGCUUUUCAUCGGUCAGAGCUGGGUUCUCCAAACUUCGAUACAGCGCCGUCGUUCAUCGCCGGCGACGAACCGGUAGUCACUCUUCCACCUGGUUAGUCGCAGAGCAAGCCUCCACCGGCCGUACUGAUCUCCUGACGCGACAAGAGGGGUCUGCCGGUCAUGAAUUCGAUUCCGCCAUUAAUGGUGGCUUAGAGCUCCGCGAAGAUACAUUUUGAAGCUCCGCCGGACCCCACCAAGGCCGGCCUCCGUCGCACCCCUUGCACCGCGGCAACCGCCCGCACCGCCGUCGGUAAGUGGCCGGCUCAAGCAGGUUGGCUUCUGGUCAGUGAAAGGAUGUUCUAGCUCUCUCUCCAAAGGAUACGGAGUACUG